Fulvia fulva is the source of this 732-nucleotide messenger RNA. Its product is annotated as 3-beta-hydroxysteroid-Delta(8),Delta(7)-isomerase. Gene Ontology annotation, cellular component: endoplasmic reticulum; membrane. Gene Ontology annotation, molecular function: cholestenol delta-isomerase activity; C-8 sterol isomerase activity; steroid Delta-isomerase activity. The transcript is spliced from 3 exons. Bases 1 to 732 code for a protein of 243 amino acids. Gene Ontology annotation, biological process: sterol biosynthetic process. The record is from RefSeq and is a predicted model, not a curated record. NCBI's taxonomy places the organism in Eukaryota, Fungi, Ascomycota, Dothideomycetes, Mycosphaerellales, Mycosphaerellaceae.
AUGGCUGGAAAGGUCAUCACUCAAUCAGUCGAGAAUGCGACUCAAGUAGCAGAGCAGACCUUCAACCCAUACUACCCGGUCGGCAGCAUCAUCGAAGGCUAUGCAGCAAACGAAUGGACUGUUUUGGAGCUUCUAGGCGUCUUCUUUGGCGCCUGCACAUUACUGUUCUCCACGACGUAUGUUCUGGCCAAAAGGAUACAGCCAACACUGAGCAAAGGUGAACUUCUUACCAUCAUGUGGUUCGUGCUGUCUGGUGCGAUACACAUCUUCUUCGAAGGCUACUAUGCUGCCAACUACGCGACUCUGGGGUCGAAGCAAACGCUUCUUGGGCAGAUGUGGAAGGAGUAUGCAUUCUCGGAUUCACGCUACCUCACGAAGAACUCCUUUGUGCUCUGCGUGGAGAGUAUCACUGCACUGUUCUGGGGACCAGGAAGUCUACUGGUAGCUGGACUCGUCGUAGCCAGGCACCCUAUGCGGUACCCUUUGCAGAUGCUCGUCAGCAUGGGGCAGUUCUAUGGAGAUGUCCUCUACUACGCCACCAGUUUCUUCGACCACUACACUGCAGGGAUAUCAUAUUCGAGGCCAGAGGCAUUCUACUUCUGGUUCUACUUCAUUCUGAUGAACUUCUUCUGGAUCAUCAUACCAGGCUACUUGAUGUACCAGGGCGCCACGGUGGCAGCAAAUGCGAUAGCGAUAGUACACAAGAGUGACAGGAGCAAGAAGGCUCUGUGA